Messenger RNA from Monoraphidium neglectum, 1140 nucleotides. RefSeq lists its product as hypothetical. NCBI's taxonomy places the organism in Eukaryota, Viridiplantae, Chlorophyta, Chlorophyceae, Sphaeropleales, Selenastraceae. Gene Ontology annotation, cellular component: nucleus; cytosol. The record is from RefSeq and is a predicted model, not a curated record. Gene Ontology annotation, molecular function: pantothenate kinase activity; ATP binding. Gene Ontology annotation, biological process: coenzyme A biosynthetic process. The coding region runs from base 1 to 1140 and encodes 379 amino acids. The transcript is spliced from 3 exons.
AUGGCGCGCCGCGGGCACACACGGGGUCCGCCGGCGCGACCCUUGGAGGCGCGCCGCAAGCUGGCGACCCGCCCGUGGCGCGUCGACGACUUCGACGCCUUCUGCGAGCGCGUGUACGGACCGGAGCCCCCCGGCGGCGCCGACGCCAACGCCGCCGACGCCGACGCCGACACCGACUUGCUCGCCCCGCGCCCGCCGCCGUUUCGGCGCGUGAUGAUAUUUGUGGACAACGCGGGCGCCGACGUCGUGCUCGGCAUGCUGCCCUUCCUGCGGGAGCUGCUGCGGCUGCGCUGCGAGGUGGUGCUGGUCGCCAACAGCCUGCCCGCCAUCAACGACAUCACCGCCCCCGAGCUGAGGGGCCUGCUGAGCGCGGCCGCGGAGGUGUGCCCGAUCAUCAAGGCGGCGCGUGCGGCGGGCAAGCGGGUGGAGUGCGGCGGCGGCAUCGGGCCGGGCACGGCGCCGCCAUUUUCGGGGAUGGGGCGGCGGCAGCCGUCGCUGAAUGACCUGGCGCUGGCGCCGCAGCAGCAGCAGCAGCAAGCGGCGGGCGCGGCUGCGGCGGCGCAGCCGCAUCAUAACCAGCAUCACCAUGAGCAGCAGCAGCAGCAGCAGCAGCAGCAGCAGCAAUUGACCGUGGGUGACGGGGGCAGCGGCCGCGGCUCCCUUGGCCCGCCGUCGCCGGACUCCGCGGCGCGCCAGUCCGCCGCCGCGUUCACGUUCGACAAGCACACCUCCGGCGGCGGCGACUUCGGCGCCCAGGGGAUGUGGCAGCAGCAGACCGGCCGCGUGAGCGGCGCGAGCGACGGCGCGCCCGGCGGCGGCGGCGGCUUGCCCGACGCCGACGGCGCCCAGCAGCAGCAGCAGCAGCAGCAGCAGCAGCAGCAGCAGCCCGAGGCGCGCCUCUUCGUUGUGGCCAGCGGCACCGGCGGCCCGUGCCUCGACCUCCGGCGCUGCGACUGCCUCAAGCUGGCCAUGAUCAAGACCGAGCGUCUGGCGCGCAAGCUGUUCAACGGGUCGCUGUACGACUCGGUCUGCCUCUACCAGCCGGGGACGGGCGCGGGCGGGGGCGGCGGCGGCGGCACGGCGGCAGCGGCGGCGGCGCCUGCAGGGCCGCCGCCGCCGCAGCAGCAGCAGCAGGGCUGA